UUCUCUCUGUCGCUGCCCAGAUCGACAGUCAGUCUGGUCCAGGCUUGGUGAGCCUCUGCUGCAGGGGACAAGUGAGGGGGACCUCCGGGGAGUCUAGGGCUGCCAAAGGGAGUCCACCCUGGCCUGCUCUGAGACACUUCUUUCCCAGGAUUGGAGACAGAGCAGGUGCAGAGGCACAGCAGCUGCCCUAUUGCCCAGCCUCCUGAGCGAUGCCAGCCCAAUGUCCUUUAACCUCCAGUCUGACCUUCCUGGUACUGCUGGGCACAGCCAGCGCAGGCCCCUUCUCUCCACGGUCGAAUGUCACACUCCCAGUUCCACGGCCCCCUCCCCAACCAGGGGGAGGAAGCCCCUCUUCUCAACUUUACGAGCAUACUGUGGAAGGAGGGGAAAAGCAAGUGGUGUUCACCCAUCGCAUUAAUCUGCCCCCCUCUGCUGGCUGUGGCUGUCCCCCAGGCACUGAGCCCCCUGUCCCUGCCUCAGAGGUGCAGGCCCUGAGAAUCCGGCUAGAGAUCUUGGAGGAGUUGGUGAAGGGGCUCAAGGAACAGUGCACUGGGGGAUGUUGUCCUGCUGCUGCCCAGGCUGGCACAGGCCAGACAGAUGUUCGUAGCCUUUGCAGCCUUCAUGGUGUGUUUGACCUGAGCCGUUGUGCCUGUUCCUGUGAGCCAGGGUGGGGUGGACCCACCUGCUCCGACCCCACAGAGUCUGGGAUGUCCCCCUCCUCCCCUCCUGCAGAAUCCGGGUUUUGUCCCGAUGACUGCAACGAUCAGGGUCGCUGCGUCCGAGGUCGCUGCGUGUGUUUCCCCGGCUAUACCGGCCCAAGUUGUGGUUGGCCUUCUUGCCCAGGGGAUUGCCAAGGCCGAGGGCGCUGUGUGCAAGGUGUGUGCGUCUGCAGGGCAGGCUUCUCAGGUCCCGACUGUGGCCAGCGCUCCUGCCCUCGGAGCUGCAGCCAGAGAGGACGCUGCGAGGACGGACGCUGUGUGUGCGACCCAGGUUACACUGGUGAGGACUGUGGUGUGAAAAGUUGCCCUCGCGGUUGCAGCCAGAGAGGACGUUGUGAGAACGGGCGCUGUGUGUGCAAUCCUGGCUACUCUGGUGAGGACUGUGGGGUGAAAAGCUGCCCUCGAGGCUGCAGCCAGAGAGGGCGUUGUGAGGACGGACGCUGCGUCUGUGACCCUGGCUACACUGGAGAAGACUGCGGCGUGCGGAGCUGCCCUUGGGACUGUGGUGAGGGAGGGCGCUGCGUGGACGGCCGCUGUGUGUGCUGGCCCGGGUACGCAGGCGAGGACUGUAGCACCCGAACUUGUCCUCGCAACUGCCGGGGGCGUGGGCGCUGUGAGGAUGGCGAAUGCAUCUGCGACGCAGGCUACAGCGGGGACGAUUGCGGCGUGCGUAGCUGCCCUGGCGACUGCAACCAAAGGGGCCGCUGUGAGGACGGCCGCUGUGUGUGCUGGCCGGGUUAUACCGGGCCUGACUGUAGCGCCCGUGCCUGCCCGCGCGACUGUAGAGGACGUGGGCGCUGUGAGAACGGUGUGUGUGUGUGCAACACGGGUUACAGCGGUGAGGACUGCGGUGUGCGCAGCUGUCCUGGGGACUGUCGUGGUCGUGGCCGCUGCGAGAGUGGGCGUUGCGUGUGCUGGCCCGGAUACACGGGUCGGGACUGUGGCACGCGUGCCUGUCCUGGAGACUGUCGCGGGAGGGGGCGCUGCGUGGACGGCCGCUGUGUGUGCAACCCAGGCUUUACUGGCGAGGACUGUGGGAGCCGUCGGUGUCCUGGAGACUGCCGCGGACAUGGCCGCUGCGAGGAUGGCGUGUGUGUGUGCGAUGCGGGUUACUCAGGCGAGGACUGCAGUACACGCAGCUGCCCUGGGGGCUGUCGAGGCCGCGGCCAGUGCCUAGAUGGGCGCUGCGUGUGUGACGACGGCUACUCGGGUGAGGACUGCGGUGUAAGGCGGUGCCCACGAGACUGCAGCCAACACGGCGUGUGCCAGGACGGUGUAUGCACCUGCUGGGAGGGUUAUGCAGGCGAGGACUGCAGCAUCCGCACCUGCCCCUCCAAUUGCCACGGACGCGGCCGCUGUGAGGAAGGACGCUGUGUGUGUGACCCAGGCUACACCGGCCCCGUGUGUGCCACCCGCACCUGCCCAGCUGACUGCCAGGGUCGUGGGCGCUGUGUUCAAGGAGUGUGCAUAUGCCACACGGGCUAUGGUGGUGAGGAUUGUGGGCAGGAAGAGCCUCCCGCCAGCGCCUGCCCAGGGGGCUGCGGCCCCAGGGAACUGUGCCGCGCAGGUCAAUGUGUAUGCGUUGAGGGCUUCCGAGGCCCUGACUGUGCUAUCCAGAUAUGCCCUGGGGACUGUCGUGGCCGUGGAGAGUGUCGCGAGGGUAGCUGCUUCUGCCAAGAUGGCUAUGCCGGGGAGGACUGUGGGGAAGAGGUGCCAGCCAUUGAAAACAUGAGGAUGCACCUCCUGGAGGAGACAACAGUUCGGACAGAAUGGACCCGGGCUCCUGGCUCUGUGGAUGCCUAUGAAAUUCAGUUCAUCCCCACGACAGAGGGGGCGAGCCCCCCAUUCACGGCGCGGGUGCCCAGUUCUGCCUCAGCCUAUGACCAGAGAGGACUGGCCCCUGGUCAGGAGUACCAGGUCACUGUCCGUGCCCUUCGAGGGACCAGCUGGGGUCCUCCUGCUUCUAAGACCAUCACCACCAUGAUCGAUGGUCCCCAGGACCUCCGCGUAGUGGCUGUGACACCGACCACCCUGGAGCUCAGCUGGCUACGACCCCAGGCUGAGGUGGACCGAUUUGUGGUCUCCUAUGUCAGUGCCGGAAACCAGAGGGUACGGCUGGAAGUUCCACCCGAAGCGGAUGGGACACUGCUUACCGACCUGAUGCCAGGCGUGGAAUAUGUGGUGACUGUCACUGCAGAACGGGGUCGGGCAGUCAGCUACCCAGCUUCUGUCAGGGCCAACACAGCACCAGGCCACUACAGUUACCCGGAGGUGCACCCCCCAGCCCCGCCCCCCAAGCCCCGCCCCCGUCCUGCCCCUGCCUCGCGGCCUCUGCGGCCAGCUCGGCCCUCGGGGCCAGCAGAGGAGGGCGAGGAGGAGUCCCGCCCGGGGCCCAACCUGCCUCAGCCCUCGCGGCGGGCGUGGGGCAACCUGACCACCGAACUGGGCCGCUUCCGCGGCACGGUGCAGGACCUGGAGCACCACCUGCGGGCUCACGGCUACCCACUUCGCGCCAACCAGACCUACACGUCCGUGGCGCGCCACAUCCAUGAAUACCUGCAGCGGCGUCGGGCGGCCGCUGCCCCCGCCGGCUCCCCCGCCCCCCAGCCCCGUCGCCCCCACCCUACCUCCAGCCCCACCGCGGGCACCUGGAAGCGGGACUCCAACCAGGGCAUCUACGGCCUCUCCCCUGAAGGCGUCGACCGGUUGGCCGCGCCUCGCCACCCCAAGCCUGAGGUGUUGGGCAGUUCCGCUGACGGUGCGCUCCUCGUGUCUCUUGAUGGGCUCCGCGGCCAGUUCGAGCGCGUGGUGCUGCGCUGGCGGCCCCAGCUGCCUGCAGAGGGCCCCAGCGGGGAGCUGACGGUGCCGGGCACCACACGCACAGUCAGUCUACCCGACCUCAGGCCCGGCACCACCUACCACGUGGAGGUCCACGGGGUGCGGGCGGGGCAGACCUCCAAGUCCUACGCCUUCAUCACAACCACAGGGUCCUCACCCUCGGGCCUCUUGGGGGCUACUGAUGAGCCUCCUCCCUCAGGCCCCUCGACGACCCAAGGGGCUGAGGCCCCUCUCCUGCAGCAGCGCCCCCAGGAGCUGGGAGAGUUGAGGGUGCUGGGCAGAGACAAGACAGGGCGCCUCCGUGUGACCUGGACUGCCCAGCCCGACACCUUUGCCCACUUCCAGCUGCGCCUGCAGGUGCCCGAGGGCCCGGGGGCACAUGAAGAACUGCUGCCAGGGGACGUCCGCCAGGCUCUGAUGCCCCCGCCCCCUCCUGGAGCCCCCUACAAGCUGUUACUUCAUGGGAUCCCCCCUGGGGGCAAGCCCUCUGUUCCCAUCACCUACCAAGGCGUUAUGGACAGGGAUGGAGAGAAGCCUAGGAAGUCCUUAGGUCUACCACGCCUGGGUGAGCUGACAGUGACCGACGUGACCUCUGACUCCCUGCUCCUGCGUUGGACAGUCCCUGAGGGGGAAUUUGACUCCUUUGUGAUCCAGUACAAAGACAGAGAUGGGCCCCAGGUGAUGCCAGUGGAGGGGCCUCAGCGCUCGGCCCCCAUCACAUCCCUGGAACCUGGCCGAAAGUACAAAUUUGUCCUGUAUGGGCUCAUCAACAAGAAGAGGCAUGGUCCCUUAGUGGCCGAAGCCAAGAUCUUGCCUCAGAGUGAUCCCAGUCCAGAAACCCUACCCCGUCUGGGAAAGCUAUGGGUAACAGACCCUACUCCAGACUCACUGCACCUCUCCUGGACUGUCCCUGAGGGUCAGUUUGACUCCUUCAUAGUCCAGUAUAAGGACAAGGAUGGACGGCCCCAGGUGGUACCUGUGGAAGGACCUGAGCGAUCAGUCAUCAUCUCCCCCUUGGACUCUGAUCACAAGUACAGAUUCACUCUCUUUGGGAUUGCCGAUAAGAAGCGGUAUGGCCCCCUUAUGGCUGAUGGCACUACUGCCCCAGAGAGGCAAGAAGAGCCCCCUCACCCUGAGUCCCUUGAGCAGCCCCUUCUGGGGGAAUUAAUGGUGACUGGCGUGACCCCAGACUCCCUGCGCCUGUCUUGGACUGUGGCCCAGGGCCCCUUUGACUCCUUCGUGGUCCAGUACAAGGAUGUGCAGGGGCAGCCUCAGGCAGUACCUGUCAGGGGAGAUGAAAAUGAAGUCACAGUCCCUGGCCUGGAGUCCAACCGGAAGUAUAAGAUGAACCUCUACGGGCUUCAUGGCAGGCAUCGUGUGGGGCCCGUGUCUAUAGUAGCCAAGACGGCCCCACGGGAGGUUGUAGAUGAGAUCCCCAGCCCUACAAAACCCAGCAUGGAAGUCCUGGAAACACCUGAGCAGCCACGCCUUGGGGAGCUGACUGUGACAGACUCCACCCCUGACUCCCUGAGCCUCUCCUGGACAGUGCCCGAAGGACAGUUUGACCACUUUCUGGUCCAGUACAAGAAUGGGGAUGGACAGUCCAAGGUAGUGCGGGUGCCAGGGUAUGAAGAUGAGGUCACCAUCUCAGGGCUGGAGCCAGAUCACAAGUACAAGAUGCACCUGUAUGGCUUCCACAGUGGCCAACGUGUGGGCCCCAUGUCUGCCACUGGGGUGACAACUGCAGUGGAAGAAACCCCCAGCUCUAUAGAGGUGGAGAACCCCAGCCCCACAGAACCCAGCACGGAGGCCCCAGAGCCCACCGAGGAGCCACUGCUGGGGGAGCUGAUGGUGACAGGAACCUCCCCUGACUCCCUGAGCUUCUUCUGGACUGUGCCCCAAGGCCAGUUUGACUCCUUCACCAUCCAGUAUAAAGACAGGGAUGGGCAGCCCCAGGUGGUGCGUGUUGGAGGAGAGGAGAGAGAGGCCACUGUGGGGGACCUGGAGCCUGGACGCAAGUACAAGAUGCACCUAUAUGGGCUCCACCAGGGCCACCGUGUGGGCCCCGUGUCUACUCUGGGCGUGACUGAUCCCUUCCCACCCACCCAGGCCACUGAAACCCCUGACCGCCCCCUGGAGCCACGCCUGGGAGAGCUGACAGUCACAGAUGUGACCCCUGACUCCGUGGGCCUCUUGUGGACAGUUCCUGAAGGCAAAUUUGACGCCUUCAUGGUCCAGUAUAAGGACAGGAAUGGGCAACCCCAGGUGGUGCCAGUGACUGCAGACCAACGGGAGGUUACCAUCCCUGGCCUGGAGCCCUCCCGCAAGUAUAAGUUCCUGCUUUUUGGGAUCCAGGAUGGGAAACGACGCAGCCCAGUCUCUGUUGAGGCAAAAACAGCUGCCCGAAGUGAUGCCAGCCCAGGGGCUCUACCUCGCCUUGGGGAGCUAUGGGUGACGGAUACCACCCCAGAGUCACUGCGCCUCUCCUGGACAGUCCCCGAGGGCCACUUUGACUCUUUUGUGGUCCAGUACAAGAACAAGGAUGGGCCCCAGGUGGUGCCUGUGGAGGGCCAUGAGCGCUCAGCCACCAUCACCUCUCUGGACGCUGGACGCAAGUACAGAUUCCUUCUCUAUGGCCUCCUAGGCAAGAAGCGCCUUGGCCCCCUCACUGCUGAUGCCACCACAGUGAGCCCGAGUUCUGUGGACCAUACUGGAAUAAAACCCCAACUAGGGGAGGAACUGCAAGUGACUGGCGUGACCUCUGACUCUGUGGGCCUCUCAUGGACAGUCCCUGAGGGGCAAUUUGACUCCUUUGUGGUCCAGUACAAAGACAGGGAUGGGCAGCCCCAGGUGGUGCCUGUGGACGGCAGCCUCAGGGAGGUCAAUGUCUCAGGCCUGGACCCUGACCGCAGGUACAAGCUGCUGCUCUAUGGGCUGCACAACAGCAAGCGUGUGGGUCCCCUUUCUGCCAUUGCCAUGACUGCCCCUAGGGAAAAAAUUGAAGGUGAUAUCCCCACCCCAAGCCCUCCGACAGUUGAGCCCCACCUGGGGGAACUAAUGGUGGAGGAGGCCACUCCUCACAGCCUGCAUCUCUCCUGGAUGGUGACCAAUGGAGAAUUCGACUCCUUUGAGGUCCAGUAUGAAGAUAGAGAUGGUCAACUCCAAGUGGUCAGUACUGGGGGAGACCAGAGUGAUGUUACCCUCACUGGUCUGGAAUCAAAUCACAGAUAUCUGGUGACCCUAUAUGGCUUCCAUGAUGGUCAGCGUGUGGAUUCUGCCCACAUAGAAGCCCUGACAGUGCCUCAGGAGGAAGAGAAUGAGCCAUCAGAAGUACCCACCAUGACCCCUGAGCCUCCACUCAGGCCACGCCUAGGGGAGCUGACUGUGACAGAUGCCACCCCUGACUCCCUGAGCCUCUCCUGGACAGUCCCUGAAGGACAGUUUGACCACUUCCUGGUCCAGUACAAGAAUGGGGAUGGGCAGCCCAAGGUGGUGCGGGUGCCAGGGCAUGAGGACGAGGUCACCAUCUCAGGGCUGGAGCCAGACCACAAGUACAAGAUGCACCUGUAUGGCUUCCAUAGUGGCCAGCGCACAGGCCCCGUCUCUGUCAUUGGGGUGACAACUGCAGUGGAGGAGACCCCCAGCCCCACAGAACCCAGCACAGAGGCCCCAGAGCCCACUGAAGAGCCACUCCUUGGGGAGCUGACAGUGACAGGCUCCUCCCCUGACUCUCUGAGCCUCUCCUGGACUGUGCCCCAGGGCCAGUUUGACUCCUUCACCAUCCAAUACAAGGACAGGGAUGGGCGGCCCCAGGUGGUGCGUGUUGGAGGAGAGGAGAGAGAGGCCACUGUGGGGGACCUGGAGCCUGGACGCAAGUACAAGAUGCACCUGUAUGGACUCCAGCAGGGCCGCCGUGUGGGCCCCGUGUCUACUCUGGGUGUGACUGCCCCUGAAGAGGAGCCUUCUGAUGCCCCUCCUCUGAAGCCACGCUUGGAGGAGCUGACCGUGACAGAUGCCACUUCCGACACCCUGAGCCUCUCCUGGACAGUCCCUGAGGGACAAUUUGACCACUUCCUGCUCCAGUAUAAGAAUGGGGAUGGGCAGCCCAAGGCUGUGCGGGUGCCAGGGCACAUAGAUAGUGUAACCAUUUCAGGCCUAGAGCCAGACCAUAAAUACAAGAUGCACCUGUAUGGCUUCCACGGUAACCAGCGCAUGGGCCCUGUCUCUGCUGUCGGUUCAACUGACCCAGAAAAGGAUGAAAUACUUAGCGCAACUCUGACAGAACCACCAACCACAACCCCUGAGCCUUCUAUCAAGCCACGCCUGGGGGAGCUGACCGUGACAGAGGCCACCCCUGACUCCCUGAGCCUCUCCUGGACAAUCCCUGAAGGACAGUUUGACCACUUCCUGGUCCAGUACAAAAAUGGGGACGGGCAGCCCAAGGUAGUGCGAGUGCCAGGGCAUGAGGACGAGGUCACCAUCUCAGGGCUGGAGCCAGACCACAAGUACAAGAUGCACCUGUAUGGCUUCCACAGUGGCCAGCGCACAGGCCCCGUCUCUGUCAUUGGGGUGACAACUGCAGUGGAGGAGACCCCCAGCCCCACAGAGGUGGAGGAGACCCCCAGGCCCACAGAACCCAGCACGGAGGCCCCAGAGCCCACUGAGGAGCCACUCCUGGGGGAGCUAACAGUGACAGGCGAGGCCUCCCCUGACUCUCUGAGCCUCUCCUGGACUGUGCCCCAGGGCCACUUUGACUCUUUCACCAUCCAGUACAAGGGCAGGGAUGGGCGGCCCCAGGUGGUGCGUGUUGGAGGAGAGGAGAGAGAGGCCACUGUGGGGGACCUGGAGCCUGGACGCAAGUACAAGAUGCACCUGUAUGGACUCCACCAGGGCCGCCGUGUGGGCCCCGUGUCUACUUUGGGAAUGACCGCCCCACGGAAGGUUGUGGAGGAGACUCCCAGCCCCACAGAACCCAGCAUGGAAGCCCCAGAACCCACCGAGGAGCCACUCCUGGGGGAGCUGACAGUGACAGGCUCCUCCCCUGACUCCCUGAGCCUCUCAUGGAUUGUGACCCAGGGCCAUUUUGACUCCUUCACCAUCCAGUACAAAGACAGGGAUGGGCGGCCCCAGGUGGUACAUGUUGGAGGAGAAGAGAGAGAAGCCACUGUUGAGGACUUGGAGCCUGGACGCAAGUACAAGAUGCACCUGUAUGGGCUCCACCAGGGCCACCGUGUGGGCCCCAUGUCCACUGUGGGUGUGACUGAGGAUGAAGCAAUGACCACGCAAGUAACACCCACCACAACCCCCGAGCCUCCUCUCAGGCCACGCCUAGGGGAGCUGACUGUGACAGAUGCUACCCCUGACUCCCUGAGCCUCUCCUGGACAGUCCCUGAAGGACAGUUUGACCACUUCCUGGUCCAGUACAAGAAUGGGGACGGGCAGCCCAAGGUGGUGCGGGUGCCAGGGCAUGAGGAUGAGGUCACCAUCUCAGGGCUGGAGCCAGACCACAAGUACAAGAUGCACCUGUAUGGCUUCCACAGUGGCCAGCGCAUAGGCCCCGUCUCUGUCAUUGGGGUGACAACCCCCAGCCCCACAGAACCCAGCACGGAGGCCCCAGAGCCCACUGAGGAGCCACUCCUGGGGGAGCUGACAGUAGCAGGCUCCUCCCCUGACUCCCUGAGCCUCUCCUGGACUGUGCCCCAAGGCCAGUUUGACUCCUUCACCAUCCAGUACAAGGACAGGGAUGGGCGUCCCCAGGUGGUAAGAGUUGGAGGAGAGGAGAGAGAGGCCACUGUGGGGGACCUGGAGCCUGGACGCAAGUACAAGAUGCACCUGUAUGGCCUCCACCAGGGCCGCCGUGUGGGACCCGUGUCUACUCUGGGUAUGACUGCUGCAGUGGAGGAGACCCCCAGGCCCACAGAACCCAGCACAGAGGCCCCAGAGUCCACUGAGGAGCCACUCCUGGGGGAGCUGACAGUGACAGGCUCCUCCCCUGACUCCCUGAGCCUCUCCUGGACUGUGCCCCAGGGCCAGUUUGACUCCUUCACCAUCCAGUACAAGGACAGGGAUGGGCAGCCCCAAGUGGUACGAGUUGGAGGAGAGGAGAGAGAGGCCACUGUGGGGGACCUGGAGCCUGGACGCAAGUACAAGAUGCACCUGUAUGGACUCCACCAGGGCCACCGUGUGGGUCCCAUGUCCACCGUGGGUGUCACUGAGGAUGAAGCAAUGACCACGCAAGUAACACCCACCACAACCCCCGAGCCUCCUCUCAGGCCACGCCUAGGGGAGCUGACUGUGACAGAUGCCACCCCUGACUCCCUGAGCCUCUCCUGGACAGUCCCUGAAGGGCAGUUUGACCACUUCCUGGUCCAGUACAAGAAUGGGGACGGGCAGCCCAAGGUGGUGCGGGUGCCAGGGCAUGAGGACGAGGUCACCAUCUCAAGGCUGGAGCCAGACCACAAGUACAAGAUGCACCUGUAUGGCUUCCACAGUGGCCAGCGCAUAGGCCCCGUCUCUGUCAUUGGGGUAACAACUGCAGUGGAGGAGACCCCCAGCCCCACAGAGGUGGAGGAGACCCCCAGGCCCACAGAACCCAGCACAGAGGCCCCAGAGUCCACUGAGGAGCCACUCCUGGGGGAGCUGACAGUGACAGGCUCCUCCCCUGACUCCCUGAGCCUCUCCUGGACUGUGCCCCAGGGCCAGUUUGACUCCUUCACCAUCCAGUACAAGGACAGGGAUGGGCAGCCCCAGGUGGUACGUAUUGGAGGAGAGGACAGAGAGGCCACUGUGGGGGACCUGGAGCCUGGAUGCAAGUACAAGAUGCACCUGUAUGGACUCCACCAGGGCCACCGCGUGGGUCCUGCAUCUGCUGUCGGGGUGACCUCCUCCCUCCCUACCCAGACUCCCGUGGAGCCCCACCUUGGGGACCUGGCUGUGGCAGCUGUGACCUUGGACACUGUGCACCUCUCAUGGACCGUGGCCCAGGGCCCCUUUGACUCCUUCCUGGUCCAGUACAAGGAUGCACAGGGGCAGCUCCAGGCAGUUCCCGUGAAUAGAGACCUCCGUGAGGUUACUGUCUCGGGUCUGGACCCCGCCCGCAAGUACAGGUUCUUGCUCUUUGGACUCCUGGAUGGGAAGCGCCAUGGCCCAGUCUCUGUGGAUGUCAAGACCCUCCCAGACAAGAAACCCUCUCCCCGCCUGGGAGAGCUGACAGUGACAGAUGUGACCCCUGACUCCAUGGGCCUCUCAUGGACGGUCCCUGAAGGCGAAUUUGACUCCUUUGUGAUCCAGUACAAGGACAGGGAUGGGCAGCCCCAGGUGGUUCCUGUGGCUGCAGACCAGCAUAAGGUUACCAUCCUCAGCCUGGAGCCAAAUAGGAAAUACAAGUUCCUGCUGUAUGGCCUGGCAGGCAGGAAGCGGCUGGGCCCCCUUUCUGCUGAUGGCACCACAGCUCCCCUGGAGAAAACCCGGCAGCCCCCACCGCGCCUAGGGGAACUAGCAGUGACUGAGGAGACCUCAGACUCCCUGCGCCUGUCCUGGACUGUGGCCGAGGGCCCCUUUGACUCCUUCCUAGUCCAGUAUAAGGACACCAACGGGCAGUCCCAGGCAGUGCCUGUGGCUGCAGACCAGCUUGAAGUCACCAUAGAGGGCCUGAAACCUGGCAGGAAAUACAAGUUUCUGCUCUAUGGACUAGUUGGAGGAAAGCGCCUGGGCCCAGUCUCCGUCCUGAGAAUGACAGCCCCAGAAGAGGACACACCAGCCCCAGAAGCCCCUGAGCCCUCUGAAGCACCGAAGCUGGGGGUGAUGGCUGUGACCGAGGCAACCCCAGACUCACUGCGCCUGUCGUGGAGUGUGGUCCGGGGCCCCUUUGACUCCUUUGUGGUCCAGUAUCUGGACACAGAUGGGCAGCCCCAGGCCCUGCUUGUGGAUGGUGAUCAGAACAAGGUCCUCAUCUCAGGCCUGGAGCCCAACACCUCUUACCAGUUCUCCCUCUAUGGUCUCCAUGAAGGGAUGCGUCGAGGGCCCAUCUCCACAGAGGGCACCACAGGGCCUCCUCCUGCUGGUCUGACCCCAGGAGACCCAGGGCCCCGCCUGUCUCAUCUGUCAGUGACUGAUGUGACCACCAGUUCGCUACGGCUCAACUGGGAGGCCCCACUUGGAGCCUUUGAUUCCUUCCUACUCCGCUUUGGGGUUCCAUCACCAAGCACCCUGGAGCCACAUCCACGUCCUCUGCUGCAACGGGAGCUGAUGGUGCCUGGGACGAGGCGCUCAGCGGUGCUCCGAGACCUGCGCCCUGGGACCCUGUACAGCCUUACUCUCUAUGGGCUACGAGGGCCUCACAAGGCUGACAGCAUCCAAGGCACUGCCCGGACCCUCAGCCCAAUUCUGGAGAGUCCACGUGACCUCCAAUUCAGCGAAAUUGGGGAGACCUCAGCCAUGGUCAGCUGGGUGCCACCAACAUCCAGGGUGGACAGCUUCAAAGUUUCCUACCAGCUGGCAGAUGGAGGGGAGCCGCAGAGUGUGCAGGUGGAUGGCCGGGCCCAGACCCAGAAAAUUCAGGGGCUGAUCCCAGGUGCUCGCUACGAGGUGACAGUGGUCUCUGUCCGCGGCUUUGAGGAGAGUGAGCCUCUCACAGGCUUCCUCACCACUGUUCCUGAUGGCCCCACUGAGCUGCGAGCACUGAACUUGACUGAGGGAUCCACUCUGCUGCACUGGAAGCCCCCCCAGAACCCCGUGGACAAAUACAACGUCCAGGUCACAGCCCCAGGGGCCCCAUCUCUGCAGGACUCCGCCCCGGGCAGUGCUGUGGACUACCCCCUGCGCGACCUGGUGCUCCACACCAACUACACUGCCACUGUGCGCGGCCUCCGGGGACCUAACUUCACCUCCCCAGCCAGCAUCACCUUCACCACAGGGUUGAAGGCUCCCCUGGACUUGGAAACCAAGGAAGUGACUCCCCGAACAGCGCUGCUCACUUGGACUGAGCCCCAAGUCCUACCCACAGGCUACCUGCUCAGCUUUGACACCCCUGGUGGACAGACUCAGGAGAUCCUGCUCCCCUCGGGAAUCACCUCACACCGGCUCCUUGGCCUCUUCCCUUCUACCUACUAUAAUGCACGGCUCCAGGCUGUGUGGGGCCAAAGCCUCACACCACCAGUAUCCACCUCCUUCACCACUGGUGGACUGCGGAUCCCCUUCCCCAGGGACUGUGGGGAGGAGAUGCAGAAUGGGCCCAGCACCUCGAGAACCACCACCAUCUUCCUCAAUGGCAAUCGCGAGCGGCCCCUGAAUGUGUUUUGUGACAUGGAGACCGAUGGGGGCGGCUGGCUGGUGUUCCAGCGCCGCAUGGACGGACAAACAGACUUCUGGAGGGAUUGGGAGGAUUAUGCCCAUGGCUUUGGGAACAUCUCCAGGGAGUUCUGGCUGGGCAAUGAAGCCCUACACAGCCUGACACAGGCUGGUGAUUACUCCAUGCGUGUGGACCUGCGGGCUGGGGAUGAGGCUGUGUUCGCCCAGUAUGACUCCUUCCGAGUAGGAUCAGCUGCUGAGAACUACCGCCUCCACCUGGAGGGCUACCAUGGCACCGCAGGGGACUCCAUGAGCUACCACAGUGGCAGUGUCUUUUCGGCCCGUGAUCGAGACCCCAACAACUUGCUCAUUUCCUGCGCUGUCUCCUACCGUGGGGCAUGGUGGUACAGGAACUGCCACUAUGCCAACCUCAAUGGGCUCUAUGGGAGCACAGUGGACCACCAGGGAGUGAGCUGGUACCACUGGAAGGGCUUUGAGUUCUCUGUACCCUUUACGGAAAUGAAGCUAAGACCAAGAAGCUAUCGGUCCCCUGUAGGGGGAGGCUGAGCUGCUGCCCACCUCUCUCACACCCCAGUAUGACUGCCGAGCACUGAGGGGUCACACCCAGAGAAGAGCCAGGGAUGCCUCCACCUCCCAGCCACCAGAGGAAGCCUUCUCUGCCUGUGACCUCACAGCAUCAUGUUUACAGGGGGGAGGGGGAGGGGUUUCUAUGGGAGCAAUAAAGGAGAAACUGAGGCA
Molecule: messenger RNA, 13604 nt
Organism: Marmota monax (woodchuck)
Lineage: Eukaryota; Metazoa; Chordata; Mammalia; Rodentia; Sciuridae
Gene: Tnxb
Product: tenascin XB
Exons: 44
Coding region: 210-13412 (4400 amino acids)
Molecular function (GO): protein binding
Source: RefSeq, a predicted model, not a curated record